UAGAUGCAGAUCUUCGUCAAGACCCUGACGGGCAAGACGAUCACGCUGGACGUGGAGCCGUCGGACUCGAUCGACAACGUCAAGCAAAAGAUCCAGGACAAGGAAGGCAUCCCGCCUGACCAGCAGCGCCUGAUCUUCGCCGGCAAGCAGCUGGAGGACGGCCGCACGCUGAGCGACUACAACAUCCAGAAGGAGUCGACGCUGCACCUGGUGCUGCGUCUGCGUGGUGGCAUGCAGAUCUUCGUCAAGACGCUGACGGGCAAGACGAUCACGCUGGACGUGGAGCCGUCGGACUCGAUCGACAACGUCAAGCAAAAGAUCCAGGACAAGGAAGGCAUCCCGCCUGACCAGCAGCGCCUGAUCUUCGCCGGCAAGCAGCUGGAGGACGGCCGCACGCUGAGCGACUACAACAUCCAGAAGGAGUCGACGCUGCACCUGGUGCUGCGUCUGCGUGGUGGCAUGCAGAUCUUCGUCAAGACCCUGACGGGCAAGACGAUCACGCUGGACGUGGAGCCGUCGGACUCGAUCGACAACGUCAAGCAAAAGAUCCAGGACAAGGAAGGCAUCCCGCCUGACCAGCAGCGCCUGAUCUUCGCCGGCAAGCAGCUGGAGGACGGCCGCACGCUGAGCGACUACAACAUCCAGAAGGAGUCGACGCUGCACCUGGUGCUGCGUCUGCGUGGUGGCAUGCAGAUCUUCGUCAAGACCCUGACGGGCAAGACGAUCACGCUGGACGUGGAGCCGUCGGACUCGAUCGACAACGUCAAGCAAAAGAUCCAGGACAAGGAAGGCAUCCCGCCUGACCAGCAGCGCCUGAUCUUCGCCGGCAAGCAGCUGGAGGACGGCCGCACGCUGAGCGACUACAACAUCCAGAAGGAGUCGACGCUGCACCUGGUGCUGCGCCUGCGUGGUGGCAACUAAGUCGUCAACGACGUGGACCCGCUUGCAGGUAAUGGCUGCUGGAUGAAGUAAGUGCAGCAGUCGCUAGCGCCUGAGGAUAAUAGAUAGCGCAGCUAUCGAGUCAUGAAAGUAUAUGGUGAAUUCUUCUGGUUU
Molecule: messenger RNA, 1053 nt
Organism: Phytophthora sojae
Lineage: Eukaryota; Oomycota; Peronosporomycetes; Peronosporales; Peronosporaceae
Exons: 1
Coding region: 4-921 (305 amino acids)
Biological process (GO): protein ubiquitination; modification-dependent protein catabolic process
Cellular component (GO): nucleus; cytoplasm
Molecular function (GO): ubiquitin protein ligase binding; protein tag activity
Source: RefSeq, a predicted model, not a curated record